Zophobas morio is the source of this 2231-nucleotide messenger RNA. RefSeq lists its product as uncharacterized. The record is from RefSeq and is a predicted model, not a curated record. Lineage: Eukaryota; Metazoa; Arthropoda; Insecta; Coleoptera; Tenebrionidae. The transcript is spliced from 12 exons. The coding region runs from base 298 to 1821 and encodes 507 amino acids.
UACAACCGUAGAAGAUUUCGCGCAAGAACUACUCCAUAACGUUUCUUCACUAGUUGAGUACCCGCCUUCCUCAUCUCCAGGUGUCGUUCCUGCGGUGUCGUGCGUCCGAAGAACACGCGAAAAAAUGUGGAAGAUCGGACGGUAUUAAUGUCGUUUGCGCUAAUCGGGUCCGAGAUCUGCUAAAUUACAUGUUGUGCGAGGGUUAGUGUCGAAAGAGGAUACUGCAAGAGGAAGCACUAAAAACUUUUGUAAUUUGCAACCAAUGUCUUGCUGGUUCGACUAGUUCCAAAAAGCGACAUGGAUUUUGUUACGAGGUGGCGGCCCGUCUUCGUGCUGGGGAUCUGUCUGGGGGUGUUGACGUGUUGCAGCUGCGAUGAGACCACGGAGGUGUCGUAUAGUGUUAGUACUAGUACUAGUGUGGAGCAGGCGAAGAAUGAGUCGCUGGGGGUGCCGCAGAGUGCCGCCUUGGUGGAUCCGGAUGCGAAUCAUACGAGGGAGGCGUUGACGAGAGACGCUAGUGACCAUGAAGCGGUGGUAUUUAUUGGGGACACCUCGGGCUACGUCCCCUUACCGAACCUGAGGACCCGCGACCUCCCGUCCGCCCCCGACGACGUCGACUGGCACCACCCCGUGGAGAGCUGGGACCGCGAGUACAGGAGAUUCCGGUUCAACACCACGCGGGUCCAACAUAUCGAGGCGGAGUGCCAGGACGACUACAUGAAAAUCAGGAUCGGAUUCAACGGAACCUUCACGGGACUGGUGUACUCGGCAGGUUAUGCCUACGACCCAGACUGUAUGUACAUCAACGGCACAGGCCGCGACUAUUACGAAUUCUACAUCCAGCUAAAUCGAUGUGGAACUUUGGGCAAAAAUACCCACAACGACGACAACCGGAAAACCCCUACAAAAAACUUCAUGUGGAACACCGUCACCGUCCAAUACAACCCCCUCAUCGAGGAAGAGUACGACGAGCACUUCAAAGUGACCUGCGAGUACGGCUACGACUUCUGGAAAACCGUUACGUUUCCGUUCUUAGACGUCGAAGUCGCCACGGGAAAUCCGGUAGUGUUUACGUUGACACCUCCGGAAUGCUACAUGGAAAUCCGGUACGGUUACGGCACGAGUGGGAACCGAGUCACCGGACCAGUCCGGGUGGGCGAUCCCUUGACCCUCAUUAUCUACAUGCGCAGCAAAUAUGAUGGGUUCGACAUUGUGGUAAACGACUGCUUUGCCCAUAAUGGGGCCCACAAAAAAAUCCAGCUCAUAGAUGAAUACGGGUGUCCGGUCGACGACAAGCUGAUUUCGCGCUUCCGGGGUUCCUGGUCGGAAACCGGAGUCUACGAAACUCAAGUGUUCGCCUACAUGAAGACGUUCCGGUUCACCGGAUCGCCGGCCCUUUAUAUCGAGUGUGACGUCAGGAUGUGUCAUGGAAGAUGUCCGAGCCAACCCUGCCACUGGAGGAACGUGAAAAACGUGAAGAAGCGUUCAAUCGAGGCCACCACUCAACCCACCACCUUACCCACAAACACAGCGCCUUUAUCAGAAAACGUCAACCUGUUUCAGGCUUUGAGGGUUCUUCAGGAGGGCGAAUCGGAAGAAGAGCGGAACGUAACGUUGACACGUUAUGAGAUGGACCCCAACAGCGUUUGCUUAAAAACCGGCUGGUUUUCCGCGCUUCUAGCGCUAGGGGGCGGCGCCAUGUGUCUGUUGGGGGGUGCGCUUUUAGCCACCUGCACCCGAAUGAGAAGAGUUGCCAUAGAUAAAGUACUAGCGAGUUCCCAGUUUAACGGUUACAUGAACCACAAGGGCAGUAUUAAUUAAUUAAAUCUAAAACGUAGUUUAAUUUCAAGUGCAAUUAUUUUUUACCCGAAAGCUUUAUUUUUGUAAUCCUAUCAGUGCAUAUUUAUGGAAACGAAAUAGCUCUUUAAAGCGUAAGUGAGUGAUCUUAAUCGUAAAAUAACUUAGCGUACACGACAUAAUUUAUUUUAUACUUAAGACGCACUAGAGUAGCAGUUUAUUACAGAGUUAUGAAUCUAGAGUAAGUUAGAUGUUAGUUAGUUCAACGAAAUACACGUACACGGAGAAUUCGUUUGAAAAUUAACUUCUUCUUCUGUAUGUGUAUUAACGGUGUACGACACGGAUCCAAAUUUGUGUCGAACACUUGAAACCUGUACAUAACAAGUUAGUUUUAAUUUACUGAAUUUGUCUCGAUCAAUAAAGUAUUUCGAAAA